Messenger RNA from Hippopotamus amphibius kiboko, 1726 nucleotides. It is a transcript of the gene SPATA3, whose product is annotated as spermatogenesis associated 3. NCBI's taxonomy places the organism in Eukaryota, Metazoa, Chordata, Mammalia, Artiodactyla, Hippopotamidae. The record is from RefSeq and is a predicted model, not a curated record. The coding region runs from base 1 to 696 and encodes 231 amino acids. The transcript has 4 exons.
AUGAAGAAGGGAAAGAGGAAGAAGUCAGAGGCCAGGCGUCAAGGCUCCACCUCCCAGCGCGCCAGCUCCGAAUCCACCCCCCAGCAGCAGAGCUCAGAGUCCAGUUCACAACAGCCCAUCUCCGGAUCCAGCCCGCAGCCGCCCAGCCCCCGGCCCACCUCGCAACCGCAGCCAUCCAGCCCCGGACCCACCCCGCAGCCGCCCAGCCCCGGACCCACCCCGCAGCCGCCCAGCCCCGGACCCACCCCGCAGCCGCCCAGCUCUGGAUUCACCUCGCAGCCCAGCAAUGAAUCCAGCCCACAGCAGCCUGUGCCCCAGGCUCUUCCAGCUCCCAAGAUCAGCCACUCGGCUCGGGGCGUUGUGGUGUCUCCAGACACUGACACAAAAGCAUCCCCUCAAUCCAGGAAAACAGCAGGGCCUGUGAUGCGAGUGGGCCCACGCCCCUUCUGCUCCUGCUCUACUUGCCCGGGCAGCUCUGCUUGCUGGCGUCGUCUGGGCCUAUGCCACAGCCGCAUCUUCGAUGUCCUUCUGCCUCGGGCCUGGCCGACCAUGCCAGGGAGAGGAUUCCCAAACCUCCUCACCUUCUACAGAAGACCUGCAAGAAAACAUUCCACUCAUCGUAAUUCGCGUGCUCCGAGCCCUAGGGACUGUUGCUGUGGCUCUGGGAGCCCUGGGAGCUGCCUACUACAUCAUUGAAUCUUUGUGAACAAGUCCCCAGGCCUGUGGUCCGGCAGAUGCAUCAGGAAUACACCAACAGACAAUAAUUCCCACAGAGAACAAGCUGAACACCAGCAAACGACCUUGGACACCAGAAAGAACUGCAAAGAUCCUGACAUAACUAGGUAGGACAGAGGGGAAAAAAAAAAAAGGAGAAAGAGGAGGAGAAGAAAGGAAAGGGAUGGGUCCCACACCCUGGGGUGGGGGGAUCUGAAACAGAGGGGAGAUUACCGAAUUCGGGUGGGGAAACCACUUCUCCAAUGGGGAAUUUCCCUGGGUCAGAAGGGAGGCAUUUGGGACUGUUUGAAGAGGGUGAAGCAGCUGAGCUGUGGCAGAUGGGAAAGAGGGAGAAACACAUGGAGGGUCCACACCACAGCUCAGCAUGUCUGGACUGAGACGUCGGUUCACAGCUGAACAGGGGGUCUGGGAGCUGGAACAUGGGAACCGGAGAACUGGUUCAGGAUGAGAAACAUUGUUGGCACUGGGGAGACGGACUGAGAGGACAGGAGGAAAGAAAUCCGCAGUGGAGAGUGCCUAUCGUGGAAAGCUGGGCGGCCAUGGCAGCAGCUCGAUACUGCUGACUCACAAGCAGGGUGUUGGAGCCGUGGGUGUAGCUUCUCUCCCAGUGCCUGUGACGGACAAAGGAAGGACCCCUCUGGGCCUGGCUGAUGCACUCAGGGAUAACAAAGUUCCCGGGCAGGGCUGGCCUAGAGUGCCUGCAGCCGAGAGCCAAAAGCCCACAGAGUGGCCCAGCUCUGGAGACAUUCUGUUUACACCUGAGCUGCUGGUGUCUCUCCGCAACAGGCACCACCACAGCCGACUGAGCCACCAUGACCCAGGCAGGAUGCUCCAGCAGAGUCGUAGCAGAGGGGAGGAGCCGCGGUUGGAGUUACUCUCUCGGUCCAAGGCACCCAAGCUGCCAUGACCCAGGCAGGGCACCACUGCUAAUUCACUCCUAGGGGAAGGAGCCACUAUUGUACCCUCUCUCUCCCCACACACCGCCACUUAC